GAUUAGAAGUACACCUUAUAUUGUGGAAGUUUUGAGAAAAAUAAAUACAACUUACAUAAAGGAACGAAGAGAGUAUAAUUUUGUGAUAUGGGGCGAACGCCCGGAAGUAGGGUUUAAGCAGUCAGCUGUUGAUGCUCCAAGAAUCGGUCUCCGCCUCUCCAAAUAAAUUCCACCGACAGCCAAAAUAAUCCCAAUAACGAUCUGUAGCACGUCGGCGACAAUGGCCUCCUCCCUCCGUGUCUUCUGCGCCGGCGGAGUGACCGCCCUUCCCGCACCGAGCCGCUCCACCAAUGCCUGCGCCGCCCCCUUCCUCGUCGGGCGCAGAAGCAGCAGCAGCACGCACCAGGCAAGCGCUGCCCUGACGCCGUGCCGCGCACGCCCUAGCACUUCGGACUUGCGAUCCUGGUGGGCGGCGGAACUUACCCCGGAAGACAUCUCUUUCGACGACUUCCCCGAGCCGACAACUGGGCGCGGCCAGGAAGAGCUGCGCGCCAUAUGGAAAGCCCUCGUCACCGACCCCCUACAGCCCGUCCUGCUCGCCAUGCGCGAGGUCAGGGCCUCCGGCCACUUCUUCCGCUGUCGCAGCUUCCAUGCGGGGAUAAUCUGUGGCCCCUUGCUACUGGCUGCUGCUUUCUGCCAGCUCGGCAAAUUAGCGCCGAGGUUUUGCAUCGAUAUAAGUCUUGGAUAUAUAUUCUACAAGUUAAGUGUCUUGGCAGCAGAGUUGAAAAGAAAUCGGAAGGCAAACAAUAUAUGUGCUCGGAUACAGCUCGGUAAGUUUUCAAACUCAAGAUGUUGCUUAGCAGGUGUUUAUAGUGGAGGAAACAACUAGCAUAUCAAAUUUCGAGAUAUUGGAACCAAUAAUUUUUCCUUUAUAGUUCCUUCUACAUUCUAUGAAGCGAGCAGUUCCAUAGGAUCUAUCGAGGACUACUACUCACUCUUAGAAAAUCUCCUCUCUUUUGCUCAAAGAAAAUUACGUUCUUCAGUGAGAAGUCCAGACACUCCUUAAAAAAAAAAUCAUUUGAACGCAAAAAUGUUCUUUUGGUUUUUGUUAUAGAUAUGUAAGAAAUAGAUAGAAAUAAGAUUGUGUCCAAUAGGAUGUGAACUUGUACUGAAUGUCUGGAAGAACUCUGUCAUUAGACAAUAGACGCUUUGUUCUCGUAUUUUCUUCUUUCUUUUCAUUUUGAUUACUCUUGUUUUAGCUUUUCUCGUUCACUUCGUUUUUCAUUGAGUCAUUUGUAAAUUGGGUCGUCUAAAUUAUAUUUGCACCA
Molecule: messenger RNA, 1268 nt
Organism: Aegilops tauschii subsp. strangulata
Lineage: Eukaryota; Viridiplantae; Streptophyta; Magnoliopsida; Poales; Poaceae
Source: RefSeq, a predicted model, not a curated record